GGAGCUUCAGGCCCGUGGGUCCCAGCACCGCGCUCCCGCCGGCAACAUGGCGGUCCUUGGAGUGCAGCUGGUGGUGACGCUGCUCACCGCCACCCUCAUGCACAGGCUGGCCCCACACUGCUCCUUCGCGCGCUGGCUGCUCUGCAAUGGCAGUCUCUUCCGAUACAAGCACCCUUCCGAGGAAGAACUUCGGGCCCUGGCAGGGAAGCAGAGACCCAGAGGCAGGAAGGAGCGAUGGGCCAAUGGCUACAGUGAGGAGAAGCCGUUAUCUGUGCCUCGAGACACCCCAUUCCAGCUGGAGACCUGCCCCCUCACAGCUGUUGAUGCCCUUGGUAACAACCCAGCUGGGUCCCCAACUCCUCUCCCUUGACCCACAUCCUGGUGGGGUUGGUGGGAGGAGCAUCCCAAGCAGGCUAAGCUGGGGACUGAGCUACAUGCUCCCCGCAGUCCUGCGCUUCUUCCUGGAGUACCAGUGGUUUGUGGACUUUGCGGUGUACUCGGGUGGCGUGUACCUCUUUACAGAGGCCUACUACUACAUGCUGGGCCCGGCCAAGGAGACCAACAUUGCAGUGUUCUGGUGCCUGCUCACCAUCGCCUUCUCUAUCAAGGUGUUCCUGACGGUGACCCGGCUGUACUUCAGUGCAGAAGAGGGAGGCGAGCGCUCCGUCUGCCUCACCUUCGCCUUUCUGUUUCUGCUCCUGGCCAUGCUGGUGCAGGUGGUGCGGGAGGAGACACUCGAGCUGGGCCUGGAGCCAGGCCUGGACAGUAUGACCCAGAACUUGGAGCCACUACUGAAGACACAAGACUGGGACUGGGCUCUCCCGCUGGUCAAGCUGGUCAUCCGGGUGGGGCUGGCGGCGGUAGGCUCCAUGCUGGGCGCCUUCCUCACCUUCCCAGGCCUGCGUCUGGCCCAGACCCACCAUGAUGCGCUCACCAUGUCAGAAGACCGGCCCAUGCUGCAGCUCCUCCUGCACACCAGCUUCCUGUCCCCCCUGUUCGUCCUGUGGUUCUGGACCAAGCCCAUUGCGCGGGACUUCCUGCACCAGGCGCCCUUUGGGAGCACUACGGUCUCUCUGCUGUCGGACUCGGCUUUUGACUCGCUGCGCCUCUGGGUGCUGGUGGCACUGUGCUUGCUGCGGCUAGCAGUGACCCGUCCCCACCUGCAGGCCUACCUGUGCCUGGCCAAGUCGCGCGUGGAGCAGCUGCGGCGGGAGGCUGGCCGCAUCGAGGCCCGCGAGAUCCAGCGGCGGGUGGUGCGGGUGUACUGCUACGUGACGGUUGUGAGUCUGCAGUACCUGACGCCGCUCAUCCUCACCCUCAACUGCACGCUGCUGCUCAAGACGCUGGGUGGCUACUCCUGGGGUCUGGGCCCGGUCCCCUCGCUGUCUCCUACCCCAUCCUCAGCCCGCGAUGGCCCGGUUGGCCCGGAGGAGGACGAGGUCCAGCAAACUGCUGCCCUGAUCGCUGGGGCCCUGGGCAGCCUGCUCACGCCCCUCUUCCUCCGUGGCGUCCUCGCCUUCCUCAUCUGGUGGAUCGCCGCCUGCCAACUGCUCUCCAGCCUCUUUGGCCUGUACUUCCACCAGCACCUGGCGGGCUCCUAGCCGUCUGCAGAUACUCCUGAGGUCCCAAGCUCUGGUCCUGGGCCAGCGGGACAUGGGCCGCCCCCUCAGUGUCCCCAGGAGCAAGGCGGCCCUGGGAGUCUCUGCUGUGCUAGCUGUGCCACUCCCCUUCACCGCAGUGCCUGAUUCUGUACCCCAGCCCCCUUGGACCUCGAGCUUCUGCCUCAAAACUGACUCCCCAGGCCCAGCUGCAGAGGGUCCCGUGGCCAGCUAUUGUUCCCAGAUUGCAUGUGCCCAGUUUGCAGGGUGGUAAGGGUUGGGGGAGGGGGACACUCUUCUAAACAAAUAAAGGAGCAAGCUGCUUUUUACAAAAAGGAUUCAGGAGUUCCCCGUCGUGGCUCAGUGGUUAACAAACCUGACUAGCAUUCAUGAGAAUGUGGGUUGGAUCCCUGGUCCUGCUCAGUGGGUUAAGGAUCCAGCAUUGCUGUGAGCUGUAGUGUAGGUCACAGAUGUGGCUCAGAUCCCGUGUUGCUGAGGCUGUGGCUGUGGCUUAGGCUGGGAGCUACAGCUCCAAUUCCACCCCUAGCCUGGGAAGCUCCAUAAGUGGCCCUAAAAAGACAAAAGACCAAAAAAAAAAAAAGGUUCAAAUGGUUUGGGAGGCAGCUUCCCAUAGGCUCUCGGGUCACCUGAGUGCACAGAGGUGGGGGAUUGGGACUUCAGUGUUGAGUGAUGGGGAUGAUGGAGGGUGAGCGUAGCAAAGGCCUGGGAGGAAGAAGGGAGGAGAGAAGAAAAGGGGGUGAGAAGAAAUGUACAAAAAGUGAGAAGUGAGAGAAACACCUGGCAAGGGAAGUUGAAGUUGGUGAGCCUAUGAUGCAGGGCAGGAGGCCAUGGUGGCUACAGACCUCUUCCACUGAUAUAGGGGGGCUGCUCUUUUAUUUAUUUAGUCAUUUUAGCAGUGCUUGCAGCAUAUGGAAAUUCCCAGGCCACAGGAGUGGCCUAAACCACUGCAGUGAUAACACUGGUUCCUUAAUCCUUAACCUGCUGCACCACAAGAGCACUUUCAUAUCAAGGUCACACACAGCCAAUGGGCCCAUCAUUGAGUCCAUGGUGACCCAGGGAAGGAGCAAGUGCGGCCAUCACUGACUCUGGCAUUUUCCUGUAGCUGUGGCCACCUAGUGGGAAACUGAUGUGUGUGCAUGUGUGUGUGUAUUCUAACCUACACGUUUUUAAACCAAAUCCAGCUGACAGAAAUUUUUUUUUUCUUUUUCCUUUUUUUUUUUUUUUUUUUUCAGAGCUGCACCCAUGGCAUGUGGAAGUUCCUGGGCUAGGAUUUGAAUUGAAGCUGCAGCUGCCGGCCUACGCCACAGCCACAGCAAUACCAGAUCUAAGCGUUAUCAGCAUUGUGGCAAUGCUGGAUCCUUAACCCACUGAGUGAGGCCAGGGAUUGAACCUGCAUCCUCAUGGAUACUAGUUAGGUUCUUAACCUGCUGAGCCACAAUAGGAAUUCCCAGCUGAGUAAAUUUUAAAGAUCAAUGAUUCAUGAAUCGGGCUGUAUGCAAUCUAACAGAUAGAAAGGAAUUCCUGAUGAGUUGUAUACAAUGAAAGACUUUAUAAGGCAGAAGGAAGCAGGAACAAGGAAGUUAUACUAGCAGAAAGCAGACUGGCUGUGGCAAGGUCACUGUCCUUCAGGGGAUGGCAGAGUAUCUCAGGUAGAUGACCUCACUAGUGCUGAUCAGGCCAUUUCUGAUUGACUGGUUUCAAAGUCUAUUACUGGGAGAGCUCAAACUGUAAUUAAGCCUUGGUUUGGUGACAUGGGCCUUAACAUAAGUGACUCCACUUUGAGCUUGUUGUUCUUUUUCAAAAUGUAAAUUAUGUGAUCUUUUAGCAUGUGUAAACUGUAUACUAAGAAUAAAAAAGAUAAAGUGUUC
This is a messenger RNA of Sus scrofa (pig), 3487 nucleotides long. Lineage: Eukaryota; Metazoa; Chordata; Mammalia; Artiodactyla; Suidae. The record is from RefSeq and is a predicted model, not a curated record.